AUGUCGAAUCUGACUACAUCAGAUCCAAUUCCUUUGAGUCCCGACUCCGCAGAAAGAGUCUUUCAUGAAAACGGAAAACCAAUAGGACAAAUAGUUACUUUGAAUAGUAAUUCAAAGAUUAUUGGAAAAUCUUUACAACACAAAGAAGCCUAUGAAAAUACAUCGAGCGGUGUUGGUAGAAUAUUUGUAAAAUAUAAUGUAAAAGGUGAAAAUGAACCAGUUUGGUGCAGUGGUACUGGAUUUUGUGUGAAGAAUAAUCUUGUUAUGACUGCAGCUCAUGUACUUGCAUAUCCUGUCGAUAUUCAUCUUAAGUACGACAAGAUCUAUAUAUUCUUUGGUCCUGAUGCCACCAUCACAAGUGAGAUCGAUCUUACUAAUAUUAAUGUGGAGACGAUGCAUGAGUUGGAGUCAUGUGGAAGAGAUUAUGAUUAUAAAUUUAAUGAUCCUUUUAUUGUCACUGACCACAAAAAUACACCAUACAGUUGGCAUACACGAAACGAUUUAGAGGUUCUCAGAUUCAAAGGAACACCACCGACAGGCAUCAACAUUAUAUUUCCAAUGCCUCCAACUAACGACAUAGAAAUCGACCACUAUGUCAUGGGAUAUCCAGGUCACAUAGAAUUAGAGAAAUUUAUAUCCGACUACAAGGGAUCCACAGAGCAAAAUUUAGGAGCCCUUUACGUUCAAGUGAACCAAGAAUCACGUGGUUUCCAGAGAAAGACUGUCUCCAUUGGUAAAGUUGUCAGGUCAAAUGAAAAUGUGAUUUCACAUCUCUGUCCAACGCUCAAAGGAGCUUCAGGAGGUAUUUUUGCCAUCAGUCAGCAUGAAAGAAAGUUUGUUGGUGUUCAUCUCGGAGGAACUGAAGAAACAGGAAAUAUUGCACUCUCAGUCACACACCCAUUAUUCUUGCAUAUUUAUCGAACCUUUGUUCUUGAUGAUGAUCAAUUCAUUCAAGAUAACCUUAAAAAUUUGGAACUUUAUUUAAAUCACAUUAACCAUGCACCUACACCAUAA
Heterostelium album PN500 is the source of this 1014-nucleotide messenger RNA. RefSeq lists its product as uncharacterized. NCBI's taxonomy places the organism in Eukaryota, Evosea, Eumycetozoa, Acytosteliales, Acytosteliaceae. The record is from RefSeq and is a predicted model, not a curated record. The coding region runs from base 1 to 1014 and encodes 337 amino acids. The transcript is spliced from 2 exons.